Molecule: messenger RNA, 3859 nt
Organism: Haliotis rufescens (red abalone)
Lineage: Eukaryota; Metazoa; Mollusca; Gastropoda; Lepetellida; Haliotidae
Product: probable serine carboxypeptidase CPVL
Exons: 14
Coding region: 355-1755 (466 amino acids)
Biological process (GO): proteolysis
Molecular function (GO): serine-type carboxypeptidase activity
Source: RefSeq, a predicted model, not a curated record
ACUUUGGAAACUUUUCCUCCCAUUUCAAGCUCCAUAUGUUGUGCUGAUCCACCUUCCACAAAUGUGGUCCCUUCAAAAUGGAACGCGUUCUACUCAUUGACCUACAUGAUUGGCUUUUUAUUAUUACUAUAAUUAGAGUUUUUUAGGCGUUCCUUUAUGCACAAAUGUCACCUAUCUAUUAUAUGCUCUCUGAGUCUGACCCCAUCGACCAAUGAGGUUAACCCUGUCAGCAAGCUGACAUGAGGUGCUCGGUUUGGAGGCUGCAGGGUCAUUGUGUUGCUACGUGAACACACAAUGUGAUGAGAAGUCACUGAUGAGCCGCAGAACAUCUACCUUCUACUACCCUCCUGCGUGAUGUCGGCCAUGUUUGCUGUGCUGGUGCUGGUGCUGUGUGGGUCUGUCUCCAUUUCUCACAGCUUCCUCCUUGGAGGACCAGUUAGCUCAGUGGAUCCAGGACAACCACUCUUCCUGUCUCCUUACAUCGCUAGAGGAGACAUUCAACAAGCCCAGAACUUGAGUCGUGUGGGUCCCCUGCAAGACUCAUCGGUAGUGGGUUACACUGGCUUCAUCACCGUCAACACACACUACAACAGCAACCUGUACUUCUGGUUCAUACCAGCCCAGCAUGCGGACCCCUCUACAGCUCCCCUGAUACUGUGGCUUGAUGGAGGCCCAGGGACAAGCUCCUUGUUUGGGCUGUUUGUACAGAACGGCCCAUUCAAUGUGGACAAGGACUUGAAACUGUCGCGACGGAAGGCUGACUGGUCACUCAAGUACUCAGUGUUAUAUGUUGACAAUCCGGUCGGCACUGGCUUUAGCUUCACUGACAACCUGUCAGGGUACGCCACCACCGAGGACGAUGUCGGGAGAGACCUCUACAGUUUCUUGCUGCAGUUUUACACCAUGUUUCCUCGCUUCCAGAAGAACGAUCUGUACAUCACCGGCCAGAGUUACGCAGGCAAAUACAUCCCAGCCAUCAGCUAUAAGAUCCACACAGAGAAUCCCACAGCCAAAGUCAACAUCAACCUGAAGGGGCUUUUCAUUGGAGGGGCAUUCACAGACCCCAUUUCAAUGAUUCCGGCCUAUGCAGACUACCUGUUUAAUGUUGGUCUGUUCGACGAGAAAGAGAAACAAUAUUUCCAGGACAAAAUGGGAAAGGUUACAGAGCUUCUGAAAGCUAAGGAUUUCAAAAAUGCCAUGGAUAUCUUCACAUCUCUCCUAUUGGGUAAAGGGUUCUUCUACAAUGCCACCGGAUACAUUUCCCAUGAGAAUAUUCUGGAAAUGCAGGGGCCUGCUGACAUGUCCUACUAUUCUGCAUAUGUUGAUCUUCCUGAAGUCCGCCAAGCGAUCCAUGUUGGAAACAUGACCUUUUCUGGCUCCAGCAACCGCGUAUUUCAGAUGUUGUAUUCCGACUUCCUAGACAGCGUCAGGCCCUGGUUUCUCACCCUACUCAACAGUGGGCAGUACAAGGUGUUGCUGUACAACGGACAGCUGGACAUCAUCGUGUGUUCUCCGACCACGGAGGCCAUGCUUGACAGCAUGACAGAGUGGAGAGAUCUCCCAGCCUACAGACAGGCCACCAAACACAUCUGGAGAGUCUCCCCCACAGACCAAGAGGUGGCAGGCUAUGUCCGGGUAGUGGGGAACUUCACUCAGGUGAUUGUGCGAGGUUCAGGUCAUAUAGUUCCCUUUGACCAGCCUGACAGGGCAUAUGACCUGAUACAGAGGUACAUAGAGGACAAGCCAUUCUACUAGAAGCGGAAACAUCCAUCUUCCCCAUCUUCUUGAGGCAAGGGAGAUAACUGAAUAUAAAAGUCUCCACACUUGCCGAACUAGGCUAGAAUUAUGGGGCUCUAUUUUGGCUGGACUAACGAGGCCAUGCAUUGUCCAAUCAAAAAUCACGUACGAAAUCGACAUCUGGGUCAUAAACUGCCGUGCAGAUUUCGGUUGAUUGCUGGAUUUGUAAAGCUGUAAAGCAUGUGUUCCACCAACUUGGUGACAACAGAUAUUUUCCAAAUACUUUUAUGUUUUAAAUCAAGGUGCUUACGUGAUUUGAUGGACUUCGCGAGGUGUGAACCAUUUUAUUACAAUAUAGAUUUUGAUUAUCGAUCUGAUCGUUUUGACUGGGCACAGCCAUUUUGUUUGAAGCAAAUGCAAGUGAUAUGAGAGGUGGAAUCUGAUUGGUCAAUAGGUGGGGUAUAGUAGGGACAUAACUUCUAAUAGCCACUGGUGAUGCUACGAUCGAGCCCAGAAAUUCCAGCCUAGUUUGGCUAGGGUGGAAACUGGAAUUUUACAGUCAGUUAACUCCUUGCCUCAGGAAGAUGCAUGUUCACCAACUGGUACACACUGAAGAGAUGAAAAGAGCUGUUUUGUGCCCCCGUUAAAUAGUAGUGCUGUGCAUCGGCAAAACAAUUGUAUUGCGAUAUAUUGUGAUAUGGAUUUGAAGUAAAUUGGGAGCUUGAGUGUUGGACAGUGAUUGACACUGAUUGUGCCUGCAGAUCCUAUUUCCUACAAUCUAAAGUAACUAUUACGAUGUCAAAGUCAACAUGGUCAGUCAGUGUCGCGGUGAGAGGAAAGUCACAUCUGCGCUUCCACCGUUUUGUCAAUCAGUUUCGACGGGAAACAUCACUUGUGAGUGAUUUUAAGUUAAAUGAUAGAAAUAAUAACAACAUUUGUUAUAUAUUUUUUACCCAAUAUACCAAAACAGAGUAAAUAAAUAUUAAUUGUGUAUAUCAAUUGAAAAGCAUAUUGCAGUAUACCGGUAAUACCAUGCAGUCCUAUUGAACUGGAAUGUUUUGUGGGGCUUGUGGUCAUGCUGUAGCAGAGUUGGUAUAUGAAAACCACCUGUCCAAAAUAGACAGAUCAUCCCUAGCAUUCAAAAAUAAGUCUCAAAUAUCUACAAAGACAGAUUUAAUAGGCCGUAAAAGACAAAACAGGGAUGAAAACGAUAUGAAUAUUUCACUGAGAACCAGAGAUGACACCACGUUUUCACAAAAAAGGUAAGCAUGUCCUGCUCUACUGGUAGCACCCAACACAACAUAUGUUUCAUUGCAAAGGUGCCAGUGAGGGAGGAGGUGUGAAAACUCCUAAGUAAAGGUCAUUGUAUGGGAUAGCAUCAUGCAUCAUGUUGGCAAGCAAAGUGUCCGACCAGAGACAUGUACCGAUAUAAAGUUCCCUGGUCACGUUGAGUAAAUUGUUCUGAAUGUUCACCUUAAGUUUCUAGAUUGAUAUGCAUGGCUUUGAAGCCUUGAUUGAAAAGAUAGGUUGUAAGCAACAUGUGUCUUUCCAAGACAUUUGAAUAAAAUGUACAUGGCACUCACUUAUCACGAAACAUCUCUGUACAUCUUCAACCCAUGUGUUUACCAGUAGAUCACAUUCCACAGACCUCAAGUGAUUUUACUGAUUACAUAUAUUCUCCUAAAUGUUUAAAUAGCUUUGAAAGGAUUAGCCUACAAAGGAUGUAAACAAAUCACUUAACACAAAUCUGCCUGAUUGAAUUAGUAACUGAUAUUCAUUUAUUUUUUACUAGAUUAUGUUUAGGUAGUAAAUACUACUGUCUAAUAAUUGAGUUGUUUACAAUUAUGUUUACUUUAAAAUUUUGUCCAAGUGUGAAGUUGUCAGGGUGAUUGCCUCAUCAAAGAUUCAGCCUUCAUGAUGAAAUCAUAACAAAUUCCUCUCCAGUUUUUCAUCUAACUUCCAUAUUUCAAGAAAUGUUGAAUGUGAAUGUCAGUGGACAACAAAAUACUGGGGUAGUUGUGAAAACAUAAUAUGUCAAACAUCAGGACUUUCAAAUUUGUCUCAUAUAUGUAACUGUAUGCAUAUCUGUUCCGAAAGGAAGAAUUAAACAAGCAGUAUACGA